Messenger RNA from Carica papaya (papaya), 723 nucleotides. RefSeq names its product large ribosomal subunit protein eL21z/eL21y. Gene Ontology annotation, molecular function: structural constituent of ribosome. Gene Ontology annotation, biological process: translation. NCBI's taxonomy places the organism in Eukaryota, Viridiplantae, Streptophyta, Magnoliopsida, Brassicales, Caricaceae. Gene Ontology annotation, cellular component: ribosome. The record is from RefSeq and is a predicted model, not a curated record.
UCAAGAUUGGCGGAAGAGAGUAAAAGAAGAUGCCGGCUGGUCACGGUCUCAGGUCGAGGACGAGGGAUUUGUUCGCUCGGCCAUUCAGGAAGAAGGGUUAUAUCCCCUUGACAACUUACCUCAGGACCUAUAAGAUCGGCGAUUAUGUGGAUAUCAAGGUCAAUGGCGCCGUUCACAAGGGCAUGCCUCACAAGUUCUACCAUGGCCGAACUGGACGCGUAUGGAAUGUUACCAAGCGCGCCAUCGGUGUUGAGAUGAACAAGCAGGUGGGUAACCGCAUAAUCAGGAAGAGGAUCCAUGUGCGUGUGGAGCACGUGAUGCCUUCAAGGUGCACUGAAGAAUUCAAGUUAAGGAAGAUAAAAAAUGAUGAACUGAAGGCAGAUGCCAAGGCAAAGGGUCAGGUCAUAAGCACAAAGAGGCAGCCAGAGGGCCCAAAGCCAGGUUUCAUGGUAGAAGGUGCAACAUUGGAGACGGUCACUCCCAUCCCGUAUGAUGUGGUUAAUGAUCUCAAGGGUGGAUACUAGUUCUAUCACCAUCUCUUUUUGUUCUUUCCUGGUUCUUUUUUUGGUUCUUGUAGUUCUAAACUUUUAUGGACUCAUAUAAUGUUUCUUGAGUAGUGUUAUUUUUGAAGAGAGUACUUCAUGAAUUAGGGAUUAUUUGUAUCAUCUUUAAUGUUAAAACGAUGUUUUUCUUUGCAAAGUUAAUGUCUGAUGGGUUGCAGAA